CUGCAAUCUUCACCAUGAUGCGAUCUACCAUUCUUGCUGCCUUGUUGGCCAGUGCCGCGGCCUUCGCCCCUGCUUCCAUGCAGUCCCAGCGGGCUGGAUCUGUUUCCUUGAACGCCGAGGAAAUGUCCAAGUCCAUUCCUUUUUUGGUCAAGCCCGACAAGCUGGAUGGAUCGAUGGCUGGCGACAUGGGAUUCGACCCCAUGCGACUCUCGGACAUCCAGACCGACUUGAAAUACGCUCGCUGGAGCGAAAUCAAGCACGGCCGCAUCUGCAUGCUCGCCAUUGUCGGAAUUUUGGUCCAACAAGCUGGCAUCCAUUUGCCGGGUGAACAGUUCACCAAUACGGAUAUUUUCGGUGCCGUCGACUCGGUCGGAUUCGGCGCCAACAUGCAGAUCUUUGCCGGAAUCGGUGCCGUGGAAAUCGCCACCUUCAAUAAGCACUACGGAGAGGGAGAGCCGGGUGAUCUUGGCUUUGACGGUGGUCAGUUGAAAGGAGCGAGUGCCGACAAGAUUGCUCUUCGUAAGGAACAAGAAAUUGUCCACUGCCGUCUUGCUAUGAUUGCCUUCCUGGGUGCCAUGGGUCAGACUCUUUUGUUCGGACAGGCUCUUCCCUAGAUUGGGACUUGCUUGGCAGUCUUGGAAGAUCGCUAGGAGCGAAGUCUAUCUCUUUAAGGGAAGUAAUUACUUUGCCUACAUAACUAUUCUUGCUUCAGCGGAUUCU
Messenger RNA from Phaeodactylum tricornutum CCAP 1055/1, 720 nucleotides. RefSeq names its product protein fucoxanthin chlorophyll a/c protein (gene Lhcr3). Gene Ontology annotation, biological process: photosynthesis, light harvesting in photosystem I; response to light stimulus. Gene Ontology annotation, cellular component: membrane. The transcript is spliced from 3 exons. NCBI's taxonomy places the organism in Eukaryota, Bacillariophyta, Bacillariophyceae, Surirellales, Neidiaceae. The coding region runs from base 15 to 614 and encodes 199 amino acids. The record is from RefSeq and is a predicted model, not a curated record.